AUGCCUGGUGCAAUUCGAACCGUCUGCAAGGUCGACCUGGAGAAGCCUGCCAACGAGCAGCCUCAGCUUCAUAACAGAUGGCAUCCAGACAUCCCCUUCGCCGGCAAGAUCAAGGAUGGAGAAACUGUGAAGAUUGAAUGUGUGGAUUGGACCGGCGGCCAGAUCAAGAACAAUGACUCCGCAGACGACAUGAGGAACGUGGAUCUCACCAAGAUCCACUACCUCUCGGGCCCCUUUGAAAUCGAGGGCGCGAAGCCAGGUGAUGUCCUGCUCGUCGAGAUAAUGGACGUCCAGCCCUUUCAGGACCAGCCAUGGGGAUUCACGGGCGUCUUUGACAAGUCAAAUGGCGGCGGGUUCCUGGAUGAGAUCUACCCAUCCGCCGCAAAAGCGAUCUGGGACUUUGAGGGCAUCUACUGCACGUCCAGACACAUCCCGCACGUCAAGUUCGCGGGUCUCAUCCACCCGGGCAUCCUCGGCUGUGCCCCGUCGCCCGAGGUCCUGGCCACGUGGAACGAGCGCGAGGGGCAGCUCAUCGCCUCCUCCAAGCUCGAGGGCCGCGACGUCGCGCUCCCGCCGCUGCCGCACAACUGCCACCCGGGCGGCGUCAGCACGACUGAGGUCGACCUUGCCGAGAAGAUUGGCCGCGAGGGCGCGCGCACCGUGCCUGGGCGGCCGGAGCACGGAGGGAACUGUGAUAUUAAGAACCUGUCGCGCGGCAGCAAGGUGUACCUCCCCGUGCAUGUUGACGGCGCCAAGUUCAGCGUCGGCGACCUGCACUUCAGCCAGGGCGACGGCGAGAUCAGCUUCUGCGGGGCCAUCGAGAUGGCCGGGGUCAUCACCAUCAACUUCAAGGUCCUCAAGAAUGGGCUGGCCGAGCUGGGCAUGAAGAGCCCCAUCUACAUCCCCGGCCCCGUCGAGCCGCAGUUCGGUCCCGGGCGGUACAUCUACUUUGAGGGCUUCAGUGUCGACCAGCAUGGGAAGCAGCAUUACCUUGAUGUUGCUGUUGCGUAUCGGCAAACUACGCUUCGCGUCAUCGAGUACCUCCGCCGCUUCGGCUACAGCGACUACCAGAUCUACCUCCUGCUGUCGUGCGCCCCCGUACAGGGCCACGUCGCGGGCAUCGUGGACAUACCCAACGCGUGCACCACCAUCGGCCUGCCCAUCGACAUCUUCGACUUUGACAUCUCGCCCAGCGGGCCGGCCAAGAAGCUGGAUAUGGGCACGUGCGCAUUCGAGACGGGCGUUACGGAGGGCAAGGUCACGGCAGGAGGGGAGAACAGCGAGCACAGCUAUGGCGGCGGUCUGACCUACAAGUCGUGA
This is a messenger RNA of Diaporthe batatas, 1320 nucleotides long. RefSeq lists its product as uncharacterized. The transcript is spliced from 7 exons. The record is from RefSeq and is a predicted model, not a curated record. Bases 1 to 1320 code for a protein of 439 amino acids. Lineage: Eukaryota; Fungi; Ascomycota; Sordariomycetes; Diaporthales; Diaporthaceae. Gene Ontology annotation, molecular function: hydrolase activity, acting on carbon-nitrogen (but not peptide) bonds, in linear amides.